UCCUGGCGGAGGCCAGUCAGUCUUAUCAGUCCGUCCCUGCCGCUCCACUUUCCGUGAACUUAUCGGUAUAGAAGCAUCUUGACGGGGGUCAGGCUCGAGUUUGGGGGACCCAGAAAAGGUGCCAAACGCUCGCCGUGAUGUCCAGGCGCAAACUUGGGAGCAGACCGCAGCACCUGAGCGCAAUUCAAGAUGCCCCUGAUAUGGAAGACGGUACAGGCUCAUCAGGUGACCACCACCCGCCUCCUCCCCUUCCUCCUCAUCAGGUGCCGGCCCCUGACGAGGGCCGGGACCUGCUAACCUGUGGCCAGUGCAGCCAGGCCUUCCCCCUCGCCCACAUCCUGGCCUUCAUCCAGCACAAACAGGGCGGGUGCAGCUCCAGAAACCCGUCCCCAAGCGUCAGCACCACUCCCCCCUCACCUGCCAACCAGGCCCGGCACCAGCAGCCCGCCGGCGCCGGCCUGGGACCCGGCUUCAUCGAGCUGCGGAGGGGGACGGGCAGGGACCGAGUCUGGGGGGAGGAGCUCGGCGUGAGCGUGAAGGCGGAGCCCACCAAAUCAGGGCCAGAGGAGCCCCCGUAUUUCACUUGCCAGCAGUGUGAAGCUGUGUUUGUGUCUGCAUGGGCGCUCCUGCAGCACGCUCAGCACACACACUCCUUCAGCAUCUACCAAGAGAAUGAAGAGGAUGACACAGACGUGGGAGGAAGAGAUCACAAACCUCCUGCGGCAGUUUUGGACCCGAGCCACCUGAACCAAGCUCUCGCCUCAGCCUUCCAGCCCUCUUUCCUGCGUCGUUCCCGUCAGAUACACGCCGUGUCCGCGUCCUCCAUGGCUAACCAACAGGCGAUGAACUUUUCAGUGCGACUCAGAGAGCUAGCCGUGGGGAGUAACGGCACCGGCAGCUCACCCCAAGGCCUUUUACUGUCCCCAUCUUCAUCUCCACCAGCAGCUUCCCCCUUCCCUCAAACCGGCACUCUCCAGGCUGACUACCACUGUGAGCUAUGUGAUCAAAACUUCCCGUCACUGCGUUCCCUGUCGGCCCAUCGCCGGACUCACACCUGCGAGAAGCCUUAUCACUGCGGGGUGUGCGGACAAGCCUUCGCUCAGAGCGGACAGCUGGCUCGUCAUAUAAGGAGCCAGCACCGACAGGCCGGAGGUGGAGCAAGUGGAUGUGACUUGGUAGAGAUGGUCACCAUGGAAGAGGAUGCUAGGAAACAAGGGGUGAGAGAGAGGCUUCAGAUGCAGCCAGCUGCAAUCAUGGGGAAGGGGAUGGCUGGUACAGAUGUUAGGGCACAGGGCUCCUCCGAGUUGGACCUCACCCUUCCCAAACACCUUUCCAUAGCUUCAGGUCUAAUGCUGCUACCUCCCCAGGCUAGACCGCCCAACGGGGAGCUGCUGAGGCUGUACCAGCACCAGAGAGAGGGAGGAGCGAGAGGUGAAGAGGAAGCUGAGGGGCAGGGGGAGCCCCAGCACGCCUCACCCUGCGCCAGCCCCUCCGAAGGCUCGCUGGAGAGCGGAGAGACAGGAGGCAGCGGUGAGAGCGGCAUCGCAAGCGGCAACUGCACCCCCAAACGCCCAGAGACGGGCGACAGAGCGCGAGGAGUCGGCGAGUGGGAGAAUGAAAGAAGAGAGCUCAUUGACAGAGAACAGGAAUGGAACUCGGCCAAGUUCAGCGAGGCUGUGCAGGAGUGGCAGAGAGACAACGACCGGAGGGGUGUUACAGGAGGACCCAACGCUGGAGGAAACAACAAUACAUCUGCCGGUUCGACAGGGAAGAAGAAGAAAGAUGAGGCCUGCGAGUAUUGUGGUAAGCAGUUCAGAAACAGCAGCAACCUGACCGUGCACCGUCGCAGCCACACAGGUGAGCGGCCAUACCGCUGCGGCCUCUGCAGCUACGCCUGCGCGCAGAGUUCAAAGUUGACACGCCACAUGAAGACCCACGGCGCCCAGGGGGCGAAGGCCUCCUUUCUGUGCCAGCUGUGUGCCGUGCCUUUCACCGUCUACGCCACCCUGGAAAAACAUCUGAAGAAAGUUCACGGCCUGAGUCACGCAAGCGUCGGGGCGUACGCACAGGCCAGCGCCGCAGACACUUUAGCUGCUCUGAGGGCUGGAGAAGCAGCAGCAGCCGUGGUGGUGAAAAUGGAGGAGGAUGAGGCCGCUUUGGAUCGGAUGGACGCGGAGGGCAAAAUACAGAGUGAUGUGGCGAUAGGAGAGGAGGUAAAUGAGGGAAAGUUUGAGGAGGGCAGAAGGAGUCCAGCCAUAGUGGAAACUCUUCCACAUGACAGCGGUGCAGAGGCAAGCUUAGCUUUGACUUCUGUGCUCUGAGAGCCUUUUUCUCAGCCACACAGUAACAUAGCACUGCAUAAGAUUACACUUACCCAUGCAAUGAAAAAGACGGUUUAGUUGAAAUUCUUCAAAAGUCGCAGCACUGUAGACGGCCGCGAACGGCACCGUCCUCCCCACCAGCACUUAGGCACCCAGCAGCCAACAGUUGCUCUUGACUGUAUGCAAAGCUGCUGAUUGAAACUAAGUGCCUACAGUUCUUCAGACCACAGAGAAAAACAAGGCCAUGACAUUCAACAGGGAGAUUACCAUAACUCGCAAACAGGAAGUGAGCCGCCACAGUCCACACCGACGCAGGAAGCCGAUCACCAUGUUGUAGCGCAGGAUGCACAAGACGUGUGAUUUCUUUGCCCGGUGACCGUCUGGACAGUUGGAAGACGGCUCACAGCUUCAGAUAAUACACAGAACUCGUUAUACAUAUUAAAAGAGAUAAUAAGAAAAAAGCCCAGCAAUAGAAUGAUGUUGAUCUCUUCAACACCAAUGAAUGGAGAGAGGCCAUAUUGUGCUACAUUGCCGUUUUCUUUUAAGAGGACCUUUUAAAGACUAAAGAUGUUUGUGCAGAUACAGGGCUGAAAUGAAUCCAAACACUGUCUGCCUGCAGUGUCUCACAGUCCUCUUUUUAAAGGAGCUUGCUUGUCACAACACUUGUCACUUAAUGUUUACAAGGCUCACGGGGCCAAGCAAGGCUGCGCUCCUGACUUUGUGACAGUACGCAUGGAUCAUUCCUGUUCUGUUUGUUGGCUUGUUUUUUUUCUAAUUUUUAUAAAUGUAAGUAUGAAGACUUUAAAGUCUGGUCUACUGAUCUUUUUGUAUAAUUAUUUUCUAUGCAUAAAAAAAAAACAGCAAUCUUACCUACAUGUGAAACGGGUGUGUAUUAUUUCUCUAUAUAUUAUUGUGAUAGUAAAUCCUUGUUUUUUUUUUCUUUUAUUGUUUACAUUUGUAAAUUGCCAGAACGCUUAAAGCUUGUGCAUGUUUUGCAGCCAUUUUCAGAUUUUUUUGUUCAUUUGGUUUUUUUUUUCCUCCCUGUUUGAGUUGGAUUUUUUUCCUAACUUAUGGAUGCUGCAUGUUGGUGGUGAUUGUGCAAAUAAAAAAAAAGUCUGUUUCACUGUUGAACUCCAGGGUUGACGGGUGUGAAAGUAGUUGGUUGGAGUUUUGUGGAGGGUCGCCAAGCGAGCCUGCGUGUGCGUGUGCGUGUGUGCGUG
Molecule: messenger RNA, 3541 nt
Organism: Cololabis saira (Pacific saury)
Lineage: Eukaryota; Metazoa; Chordata; Actinopteri; Beloniformes; Belonidae
Gene: znf296
Product: zinc finger protein 296
Exons: 3
Coding region: 138-2321 (727 amino acids)
Biological process (GO): positive regulation of transcription by RNA polymerase II
Cellular component (GO): nucleus
Molecular function (GO): DNA-binding transcription factor activity; RNA polymerase II cis-regulatory region sequence-specific DNA binding
Source: RefSeq, a predicted model, not a curated record